Zingiber officinale is the source of this 758-nucleotide messenger RNA. Its product is annotated as 15.4 kDa class V heat shock protein-like. Bases 110 to 547 code for a protein of 145 amino acids. The record is from RefSeq and is a predicted model, not a curated record. Lineage: Eukaryota; Viridiplantae; Streptophyta; Magnoliopsida; Zingiberales; Zingiberaceae. The transcript has 2 exons. Gene Ontology annotation, biological process: response to salt stress; response to heat; protein folding.
AAAAAAAGAACCUCACAACUACCCAAAUUAAUCAAUUCAAAGAGGCUGCUCUGUUCUUCUUCUUCUACUUCUUCCGUUCCAAUCAUUCACUUUCCAGCAAUCGUGGUUCAUGGAAGCUUACUACUACUAUCCGCUCCGGUCAUCUCGAUGGCCCUUCUUCCCUGCUUCUUAUUCCCUCUUCUCGCAACGCUCCGCCGCCGUCCUCCGACAAAACUAUAUCCGAUGGGAUGAGACGCAGGACUCACACCUCUUCACUGCACAACUCGCAGGGUUGAGAAAGGAGGAUAUCAGAGUGGAGGUGGAGGACUCCAAGUACAUGAUCAUCAGGACCGAGCGGGCGGUCAUCGACGACGACGACGACGAACAUAGACCAGAGUUCAUAAGGAAGUUUCGGUUGCCGGAAACGGUCGACGUCGAGGGCAUCGUAGCGAAGUACGAGGACGGAGUGCUGACGGUGACCGUGCCGAGGUCGAUGAGUCUGGGGCGGAUAAGGAUCAGGCGGGAUGAUGCGGCGGAUGGGCGCAACGCCGUAGCUCGUGCCGCUUAAGGAAGAAGCAUUCAUUUGGGUGUUUGAAUCAAUUGUUGUAAGAUAAAGUCUGUUAGGAUUUGAUAUCUGUGAUUCUUCGUUCAGGGUUUAAUAUAAGGAUCUAAGAUGAACUCAGUCUACUGUAAAAAUCCAUGCUUGAAUUCCACUAGAUGUAUAAAGAUAUCUGUUGCAGAUGUUAAAGCUAGUGAAGUUGCAGACAAAUUCAUUUGAA